UUGUCUGAUAACUUCUUUUCACUUCCUUGGGGACUGGCCUAUCAAAACAUCAGAACAGCAAGACAAAGCGUCAGCAUACUGAUGACCUGGAAGCAAAGCUCAUGGACGAAUUUGUUCCCCACUAAUCACACUUCAGAUGUGGAUGAAAACUAGAAAUACUGGCUCAAACAAAGAACCCAAAACACCACCACCUUGAUGGUUUGCCCAGGUCCGAGUCCUGGCCACAUAUGUUAGCUGGCUAUAACCACACGAUGAUUACAUGAAAAUGUUAUGCUUUCCAAAAAAAACCAUUAAAAGAAAUUAAACAAAAUAAAGGUUCAAUAAGUUACAAAAACGUGGUGUUGUGAUUGAUUUGUUUAGAGCAAUUUUCGAAAAAUAAUGGAAUAUGGACAGGCCCAGUCUACAGACUCAUGAUGUUAGGAAAAUUGCGCGAAGAUUAAGAAAAUUGUACUGAAUGGAGUUCAUAUGGCGCUAAGGUGAAUGGCAAUGCUUCAAAAAAAAUCAUUAAGUCGUUUUUAAAUCUUCAAAUCCCUAUUUCUAGCCCCGCAGUGCAGGAAAAUAACGUUAAAUUGCUCGCCAAAAACACACUACAGCUGCUGCCGUGUCUGAGGCGUAAACACAUCCUCAGAUCACCUCGGCGAAAACGUGUAGCCCUUGGUUACAAACUUUCCACCAAUCACAGCGCCGCGUCGCUCUCCGCGUGACGGGAGCAACAUGGAAGUGCGGGGCAACGUCAAGACCCCGAGCGACGGUCUCCCGAAAACUCCCCGCGUCUCUCCGUGAGAGGGAAGCCCAACUUCUCGCUUUCUGUCGCGUAAAUGUCCGUUUCGAGGUCCGGUAUCCGUUUGCCGCGGCCUCAACGACCAUGCUGGGCAUGUACGUGCCGGACAGGUUCGCGCUGAAGUCUUCGAAAGUUCAAGACGGAGUCGGGCUGUACACGGCGAGGCGCGUAAAGAAGGGAGAGAAGUUCGGUCCGUUUGCUGGGGAGAAGAGACUGCCCGGUGAGCUGCAUGAGAGCAUGGAUCCAAGGCUGAUGUGGGAGGUUCGAGGGAACAGGGGUGAUGUGCUGUACAUUCUGGACGCCAGCAACCCUCGACAUGCCAACUGGCUCCGGUUUGUGCACCAGGCUCCGUGUCAGGAGCAGAAGAACCUGGCUGCCAUCCAGGAUGGGGAGAACAUCUUUUACCUGGCUGUGGAUGACAUAGAGACAGAUACAGAGCUCCUGAUUGGCUAUCUGGAUAGUGACAUGGAGGAGGAAGAGGAAGACGAGGAGGAGGAUGAGAUGAUGAAAGACGAAGAUGAGAACAGCAAAGAGGGCAAGCACCUCGGCACAGAGCCAGAGUCGGUGAUGAAGGAGGACCACCCUUGCCUGCUGUGUGAGAGCAGCUUCCCCAGUGAGGAGGUGCUGGCCGAGCACCUGCAGAGCCUGCACCAGAGAGCCAGCACCGAGGACAAGGAGUUCAAAUGCCGCAACUGUGGCAAAGAGUUCCCCGUCAGACAAGCUCUCCAACGCCAUGUCCUCCACUGCACAGAGGGUCUAACUUCAGUAGGAGACGCUUCCCAAGUCCAUCAGUGUACACUCUGCCACAGCUCCUUCUCUUCCGAGUCUAGCUUUGAGCAACACAAGGAAGCUUGUAGAGGAGAUGCCAGGUUUAUUUGCAAGGUAGAAAGCUGUGGGAAGCGAUUCAAGAGUAAAGAUGCCCUAAAGAAACACAAAGGCAACGUUCACACUGGUAAUGCCCGCCGGAAGCUCAUAUGUGCCAUCUGCAAUAAGAAAUGCUCCUCUUCAGUCAAUCUGCAGGAACAUCGCAAGAUCCAUGAGAUAUUUGACUGCUCUGCCUGUGAGAAGAAAUUCAUCUCAACCAAUCAACUAAAGCGCCAUAUGAUCACACAUUCAGAGAAGCGGCCCUACACCUGUGAGAUCUGCAGUCGCAGCUUCAAGCGCCUGGACCAGGUGACGGCCCACAAGAUCAUUCACAGUGAGGACAAGCCCUACAAGUGCAAGCUGUGCUGGAAAGAGUUUGCCCACCGCAACGUCUACAAGAACCACAAAAAGACGCACUCUGAGGAGCGGCCGUUCCAGUGUGACGAGUGUAAGGCUCUGUUCCGUACACCGUUCUCCUUACAGCGCCACCUCCUCAUUCACAACAGCGAGAGGACGUUCAAGUGCGACCAGUGCGAUGCCACCUUCAAGCGGAAGGACACGCUGAACGUGCACAUCCAGGUGGUGCACGACGGCCACAAGAAGUACAAGUGCGACCUGUGUGAGAAGGCCUUCGUCACGCCGUCCGUGCUCAAGAGCCACAAGAAGACACACACGGGGGAGAAGGAGAAAAUCUGUCCGUACUGCGGUCAGAAGUUCGCCAGUAACGGAACCCUCAGAGUUCAUAUCCGCAGCCACACAGGGGAACGCCCUUAUCAGUGCCCUUACUGUGACAAAGCCUUCAGCAAGAAUGAUGGGUUGAAGAUGCACAUACGUACCCACACCCGGGAGAAGCCGUAUAAAUGCACAGAAUGCAAUAAGGCGUUCAGUCAGAAGCGAGGUCUGGAUGAACACAUGCGUACACACACUGGAGAGAAACCCUUCCAAUGUGACGUGUGUGACCUGUCGUUUAGCUUGAAGAAGAUGCUGAUCAGACACAAGCUGACCCACAACCCAAACAGACCCAUGGCCGAGUGCUCGCUGUGCCACAAGAAGUUCACCCGCAACGACUACCUCAAAGUGCACAUGGAGAACGUCCACGGAGAGACCGAGGGCUGAUGGCCACGCCCCCUACAGCCGACUACCUCAAAGUGCACGUGGAGAACGUCCACGGAGAGACUGGAUCGAUCAUCUCUCUCUCUCUAGGUGAAAAGGUUCACAAAUGCAUACUGGAGUGAUGCUAUGUUGUGUAGCAGUAGUUCUGCAGGCCUCCCCUGAGCAUGUAUAAUAGUAUCUGCUGUGAGCAGAUAAGGAACUCGAUUCACGCUUGAAUAUUGUUCGCCGCUGUCCUCGUAAAGCCGUACUGAAAGCUGAGUUUGUGGUUAUGAUGCCCUCUACGUACCCAUCUGUCGCCUUCCAUUUUGCUUUCCAGUUUUGUUGCUUUCGUUUGUCACCUGUAACGUAAAUCAUUAAUCGACAUAAUAUAAUGUUGCUGUUUAA
Molecule: messenger RNA, 3142 nt
Organism: Electrophorus electricus (electric eel)
Lineage: Eukaryota; Metazoa; Chordata; Actinopteri; Gymnotiformes; Gymnotidae
Gene: prdm5
Product: PR domain containing 5
Biological process (GO): regulation of transcription by RNA polymerase II
Cellular component (GO): nucleus
Molecular function (GO): protein binding; RNA polymerase II cis-regulatory region sequence-specific DNA binding; DNA-binding transcription activator activity, RNA polymerase II-specific
Source: RefSeq, a predicted model, not a curated record